Molecule: messenger RNA, 156 nt
Organism: Plenodomus lingam JN3
Lineage: Eukaryota; Fungi; Ascomycota; Dothideomycetes; Pleosporales; Leptosphaeriaceae
Source: RefSeq, a predicted model, not a curated record
AUGGCCGAGAACAUUGAACGCUCUGUGCAUGGGUUCGCGUGCUCCGAAAGCGUUGGCAACUUGGGAGCAAUGCCAUCAUUUGCCGAGCAAAUGCAUUGGGCUCAUGUGUACAGCGAAGCGCCACAAUGCUUGUCAGUUCAUACCUUUCCCUUCUGA